This is a messenger RNA of Hippocampus zosterae (dwarf seahorse), 1464 nucleotides long. RefSeq names its product empty spiracles homeobox 3 (gene emx3). Bases 219 to 977 code for a protein of 252 amino acids. Gene Ontology annotation, molecular function: DNA binding; DNA-binding transcription factor activity, RNA polymerase II-specific. The transcript is spliced from 3 exons. Gene Ontology annotation, biological process: brain development; central nervous system development; neuron differentiation. The record is from RefSeq and is a predicted model, not a curated record. NCBI's taxonomy places the organism in Eukaryota, Metazoa, Chordata, Actinopteri, Syngnathiformes, Syngnathidae.
UGCGCGUCUCACACGCACACACACGGUGGGGAGAAGUUUCUUUGCGGGGGGAAGGUGUGGGGGGCCACUUCGCGCUUGGACUUAAUUCCCUCUAUCGCUCGUCACAUGAUCGACUUGACGAGCGCCAGGACAAGGACGCGGAACGGGCACAGGUGGUCCGGGGAGCGGCAUGGUUUCGUUGUGAGGUGUUGGGGAAUCGGGGGGUCCGUCCGGCCGCCAUGUUGCAGCCGCAGCAACUCGGAGGCGUCAAGAAGUGUUUCUCCAUCGAGGCUUUGGUUGGGAAACAGCAACAGCAGCAGCAGCGGCAGCGGCCCGCCUGCUUCCAAACCGUCCGGGCUGCCUUCGAGGAGCCCAUCCGGCCAACCGCGCUCCGCUUCCCGGAGGCCCUGCACCCACUCCACGUAGGUUCCCCCGUCCGGACUUCGUACCCGUCCGCCGGACACAAUUUAGGACUGCACGUAUUCGGCCGACAUCAUCCCGGACUCGGGGUGAGCCUGUUGUACCCACCCGCAGCCGCCGCUGGCCCCCCCGCCUCGUGGAUCCUCCACAACCACCACAGAUACAUGCACACGCAGGCAGUGGCCCACUUCCUGGUUGUGACCUCCCGUAUGGUGCGUUCAGGUGACGACGGCGGUGCGGAGAACCUUCUGCUCCAUGGCGCUUUCUCCCGGAAACCCAAACGGAUCCGCACAGCGUUUUCUCCCUCGCAGCUUCUGCGUCUGGAGCAAGCAUUUGACAAAAACCACUACGUCGUCGGCGCGGAGAGGAAACAGCUGGCCUCAUCUCUCUGCCUUACGGAGACACAGGUGAAAGUGUGGUUCCAGAACCGCAGAACCAAACAUAAGCGUCAGAAGUUGGAGGAGGAAGCCCCCGAGGCGGAACACAAGCGUUCCAAAGCCAGCCAGCACGUCAGCAGAUGGCGAGCCGCCACGCAGCAGAACCCUGCCGAAUGCGUCGGCGACAUCGACGACCACUGAGCUAACACGACUAACGGUGGCGUGGAAAUGCUGCGCGGACGCCUAACGUUUGCCAUCCAUUCGGACUGAGAUGAAGGAGAAGGAACAUUCUUGGUUUACAAGUGUGCCAACAAACACACAAAAAAAGGCUCUCCAGUGCGAGCUACCGUUAGCCUCCUAGCAUGACGCGGUGCGUCAAUAAUCACCAUGAGCACAACCCCCUGCGGAAACUUGCGUUCUCUCUUGUGAUGCGAGGUCACUUGCUACCUAGCUGCCAUGCCGUUGGCUGAAGAACUUGCUGCGGGGGGCGGGGUUAUGUAUGAGCCAAACUGCAGCGUCACAAUCUCACCAAAGUGAGGACACCUCACCUAAAGGCGUGUUUUAAUGAAUUGUCGCCCACCUCCAGAUUAACUAGCUUGUUUCAUUCCAGGCACUCCAAGAACGCAAGAAACUAUUUUCAUGCAAAAUAUUAACAAGUCACUUUUACAUCAUGUAUCUCCUUCAAAAA